UCUCGGGAGCAGCAGCUUCUAAACUGUGGGCGUUUUUUUUCUUCCCUUCCUCAAUCUUUUUUCCUUUCUGGGUGUUGCCUGCCUCCAACUUCCACCGGUUUGUCGCAAGAGAAACAGGAACGAGACGGAUUUUUCUAUAACCACAACAUUUAUCAACUUGGACCGCGUUCGAGGCCCUCCCCGGCACACUUUGUUUGUACUUCUCGGCCAACUCCGGACUUGUUUUACUUUAGCCGCCGUUAGCCCGCUAAGCUAACCGGGGAUCGAGCCGCUGUAGCCUUCGCUAGCGAGACGGACGUCCGAUGCAGGCCAUUAAGUGUGUGGUGGUGGGGGACGGGGCUGUGGGGAAAACAUGCCUGCUCAUCAGCUACACUACCAAUGCCUUCCCUGGAGAGUACAUCCCCACCGUCUUCGACAACUACUCUGCAAAUGUGAUGGUUGAUGGGAAACCAGUGAACCUGGGCCUGUGGGACACAGCGGGGCAGGAAGACUACGACCGUCUCCGGCCUCUGUCCUACCCUCAGACGGAUGUUUUCCUGAUUUGCUUUUCACUCGUCAGUCCAGCCUCCUUUGAAAACGUCCGUGCCAAGUGGUACCCUGAGGUGAGACACCACUGCCCAAACACACCCAUCAUCCUGGUGGGCACCAAGCUGGAUCUGAGAGACGACAAGGACACUAUCGAAAAACUCAAGGAGAAGAAACUCUCCCCGAUCACCUACCCUCAGGGCUUGGCCAUGGCUAAAGAAAUAAGUUCGGUGAAGUAUCUGGAGUGCUCCGCUCUGACGCAGCGCGGCCUGAAGACGGUGUUCGACGAAGCCAUCAGGGCGGUCCUGUGCCCCCCGCCCACCAAGCAGAGGAGGAGGAAGUGCAGAAUAUUGUAAGGGACUACAGGGGGGGGGGAGGAGAGGACGGCUGGGGGCCUCAAAUAUCUCGCCCCUCGUGUCCUUGCUCACAUAGAAGCUCCGGUAGUUCGUACUUCCAUCUGAAAAACGUCACAGAUUCAAGCGGCGCUGAAGUUUCCGUUGUUAACUUACAUCUGUUUAGUUUGUUCAGUUUGACGUAAACACAUUGAUUUCUGUUAAGGCCUUUGGGGGAUGUGAGGGGGGGGUUGAUUAAGGAGGAUUUUUAGAAAAAGUACAACAUGUGUGUCAUUUUCUCAGACACUACAGACAAACAUUACUCGAGUGAUUUUAUCAUGAACUCACAGUAGAUUCCCCUCCCAGUGGAGGUGGUGCUGCACACUAAGAUUCCUGCUGCCUUGGUGACACUAGUUUGAGAGGAAAAUGUUGUUUGGAAGUUCUAAUGUCUCCUUUCCAUCGUCAUGCCAGCUGUGGUUUAGAGGCCCUUCUGUUUACGUGCGUCUUCUGGCUGGUCAACAGUUGUCCCUUUGUAGUCCCUCCAGGAAACCACAACGUCUCCUCCUUUUUUCAUUUGGUACCAGGGGGCUUCAGCCGGUUUUAUGAUGUCUAGGAGCCGGCGUAUUCUCGAUUGAAUGUUGCAAACAGAUUUAAAUGUUUUUGUUAUACAAUAUGAGCGUUUCCUAUUCAGCAAAUACAUUUUAUUUUAUAAUGAGCAAUGAUCAAAUUGCACGGGUGCUCCGGGGUUCCACUGUGUAAACUCAUUUUAUCAGCUUCAGUGGAAAUGCUCACUUGCAUUUACUUUCAUGCUAAAUGCGAUUUGGUUUCCGCUGUAAUGUGGUGAUUUCUUUACUUUUUUUUUUUAAGCAAAUAAAUUCCUCAAAAAAGCUUUGAAAAAAAAUUCUGUCCAAACUUCAGUUAAUGAACACAAAACUGCUAGUACUGACUUUAGUACUUUUAUACUCAUUGUACCUUUGAGAAAGUAACCAGUAAAAUGCUUCGGUGUUUGUAGCCAUGCUAGCUUCAUGCUAGCUUCAUGACUCAUCUGUUAAACAUCAGCAUACUGUUGCUCGGUGAAUUUCUUUAGCAUGUCGAUGAUGAAAAUGUUGUCUUCUGUUGAUUUACUUUAUUAUUGGUCAAGUAACGCUUUUACUUUAUAAAAUUAUACAGGAUUAGUGUUUUUAUUUUUUCAAGAUGGAUAAAAUGAAGUAUGAGAGCCACAAGGGAAGUCAACUUUUUUUCAAAUGUAACCACAAUGGCAGUUUAUGUAAUUUCAUUAAAGUAAAAAAAUGAAAAUCCAA
This is a messenger RNA of Gasterosteus aculeatus aculeatus (three-spined stickleback), 2158 nucleotides long. It is a transcript of the gene rac1a, whose product is annotated as Rac family small GTPase 1a. Gene Ontology annotation, biological process: small GTPase-mediated signal transduction. The record is from RefSeq and is a predicted model, not a curated record. NCBI's taxonomy places the organism in Eukaryota, Metazoa, Chordata, Actinopteri, Perciformes, Gasterosteidae. Gene Ontology annotation, molecular function: GTPase activity; GTP binding.